Molecule: messenger RNA, 357 nt
Organism: Trichoderma harzianum CBS 226.95
Lineage: Eukaryota; Fungi; Ascomycota; Sordariomycetes; Hypocreales; Hypocreaceae
Exons: 2
Cellular component (GO): mitochondrion
Molecular function (GO): thiosulfate-cyanide sulfurtransferase activity
Source: RefSeq, a predicted model, not a curated record
UGGGGGUUUGACGAGAUCAAGAAGCUGGUUGAGGGGAAGGAUCCUAAGGAGGAGGUUGUCAUUGUUGACGUCCGCGAACCCCACGAGCUCCUCGACACGGGCAAGAUCCCCGGCGCAAUCAACAUCCCCAUCACCUCCGCCGUCCAGAGCUUCCACGUCUCCGACGAGGACUUCGAGGACCUGUACGGCUACGCGCGCCCGCCCAAGGACGCGGCCUUGCUCUUCUACUGCAAGGCCGGCGUGCGCGCGAGGGCGGCCGCGGGGCUGGCGCAGCACGCCGGGUGGGCUAGUGUGGGCGAGUACCCGGGCAGCUGGCUCGACUGGGAUCUGAACAAGGGUCCCGUGGAGGCUGUGAAG